Molecule: messenger RNA, 2423 nt
Organism: Hibiscus syriacus
Lineage: Eukaryota; Viridiplantae; Streptophyta; Magnoliopsida; Malvales; Malvaceae
Product: cleavage and polyadenylation specificity factor subunit 3-I-like
Biological process (GO): mRNA 3'-end processing by stem-loop binding and cleavage
Cellular component (GO): mRNA cleavage and polyadenylation specificity factor complex
Molecular function (GO): RNA endonuclease activity; 5'-3' exonuclease activity; RNA binding
Source: RefSeq, a predicted model, not a curated record
CCUUAGUUAGGGUUUUCGAGAUCUGUAACUCUGCAAGCUCUUUAAUCUUAGUUUUGCUUUUCCAAUCUGUUUAACUGUUAAAAUUCUUAACGAAACGCUCUGUCCGAAGGCUAGUUCCAUUUAUUGAGAGAGGGAAAAAAUGGCUUCAGCGGGGCAGCCACCGUCACUCAAAAGAAGAGAUGCGCCAUCGAUGAGAGAAGGAGAUCAGCUUACUCUUACUCCUUUAGGCGCCGGCAAUGAAGUCGGUCGUUCUUGUGUUUACAUGACGUACAAAAGCAAAACUGUACUGUUUGAUUGUGGAAUUCAUCCUGCUUACUCGGGUAUGGCUGCUUUGCCUUAUUUUGAUGAGAUUGAUCCUUCAACAAUAGAUGUUCUUCUUAUCACCCACUUUCACUUGGACCAUGCUGCUUCCCUUCCAUAUUUUCUAGAGAAGACCACAUUCAGAGGUAGAGUUUUUAUGACUCAUGCAACGAAAGCUGUUUAUAAGCUUCUUCUGACUGAUUAUGUUAAAGUGAGCAAAGUUUCUGUUGAAGACAUGUUAUUCGAUGAACAGGACAUUAACCGCUCCAUGGAUAAAAUUGAGGUUAUUGAUUUUCAUCAAACUGUGGAAGUAAAUGGCAUUAAGUUCUGGUGCUAUACUGCUGGGCAUGUUCUCGGUGCUGCUAUGUUUAUGGUUGACAUUGCCGGUGUACGAGUGCUCUACACUGGAGACUAUUCUCGUGAAGAAGAUCGUCAUCUCCGUGCUGCUGAGCUGCCACAGUUCUCUCCUGAUAUAUGUGUAAUUGAAGCCACUUAUGGUGUCCAGCUUCAUCAACCCCGACACAUUCGGGAGAAGCGAUUUACUGAUGUUAUCCAUUCUACGAUUUCUCAAGGGGGUCGUGUUCUAAUCCCAGCGUUUGCCCUUGGUCGUGCCCAGGAACUUCUGUUGAUUCUUGAUGAGUAUUGGUCAACCCACCCUGAGCUUCAUAAUGUUCCGAUAUAUUAUGCUUCCCCACGCAAAAAGUGCAUGGCUGUUUAUCAGACAUACAUACUGUCCAUGAAUGAGAGAAUUCGAAACCAGUUUGCAAACUCAAACCCCUUCAAGUUCAAGCACAUUUCUCCGUUAAAUAGCAUCGAGGAAUUUAGUGAUGUAGGUCCAUCUGUUGUAAUGGCAAGUCCAGGUGGUCUUCAGAGUGGGCUGUCACGCCAACUCUUUGACAAGUGGUGUUCCGAUAAGAAAAAUGCAUGUGUUAUACCUGGUUAUGUUGUCGAAGGGACGCCUGCAAAAACGAUUAUUAAUGAACCGAAGGAAGUGACACUCAUGAAUGGUCUCAAUGCUCCCUUACACAUGCAGGUUCAUUACAUUUCGUUCUCUGCCCAUGCAGACUAUGCUCAGACAAGUACAUUCUUAAAGGAGCUUAUGCCUCCUAAUAUAAUUCUUGUUCAUGGAGAAGCAAAUGAGAUGGGAAGACUCAAACAAAAGCUUAUCACCGAGUUUACCGAUGGCAACACCAAAAUUAUUACCCCGAAGAAUUGUCAGUCUGUUGAGAUGUAUUUUAGCUCCGAGAAAAUGGCUAAGACCAUUGGAAGACUGGCUGAAAAGACCCCAGAAGUAGGUGAAACUGUUAGUGGUGUUCUGGUUAAGAAAGGUUUCACAUACCAGAUAAUGGCUCCCGAUGAUCUCCAUAUCUUCUCACAGCUUUCAACCGCAAACAUCACUCAGAGGAUUACUAUCCCUUUCACCGGUGCACUUGGUGUGAUAAAGCAUCGUCUUGAGCAGAUAUAUGAGAGUGUGGAAUCUUCAACAGAUGAAGAAUCUGGGGUUCCAAUGUUGCGAGUGCACGAUAGAGUGACCGUGAAGCAGGAUUCAGAUAAGCACAUCUCAUUGCAUUGGACAUCAGAUCCCAUAAGUGACAUGGUAUCAGAUUCUGUUAUGGCAUUGGUUCUGAACAUUACUCGGGAGAUCCCUAAGAUAGUAGUUGAGUUUGAGGACGUAAAAAUGGAAGAAGAAAACGGGAAGAAGGCAGAAAAGGUUAUUCAUGCUCUCCUGGUUUCACUCUUUGGGGAUGUCAAAUUAGGAGAAAACGGGAAGCUUUUGAUAACUGUUGAUGGGAAUGUAGCUCAUCUUGAUAAACAGAGCGGGGAUGUCGAGAGCGAAAACGAAGGUCUGAAGGAGAGAGUAAAGACAGCUUUUCGACGAAUUCAAAAUGCAGUAAAACCAAUCCCUCUCUCAGCAUCAUAGUUUUACCUCCGGUAUCUUCUGUUUUACAUCUUUUAAUGUACUUUGAGUAUAAAUUUUGGAUUCUCAAAAUUGCAUAUGUAAGUUGUUUUCCAUGCUUAUUACCAAACACUAAUUCCAAGUUUGUACUGCUUAGCACGGUAGCUGCCAUGCAUGUUAGCUUUGUUUUUAUUCUUCAUUAAUUUGAUCAUCAAUUUUUAUCCUG